This is a messenger RNA of Myotis myotis, 827 nucleotides long. It is a transcript of the gene ANTKMT, whose product is annotated as adenine nucleotide translocase lysine methyltransferase. The record is from RefSeq and is a predicted model, not a curated record. The transcript has 5 exons. Gene Ontology annotation, cellular component: mitochondrion. The coding region runs from base 108 to 821 and encodes 237 amino acids. NCBI's taxonomy places the organism in Eukaryota, Metazoa, Chordata, Mammalia, Chiroptera, Vespertilionidae. Gene Ontology annotation, molecular function: protein-lysine N-methyltransferase activity. Gene Ontology annotation, biological process: positive regulation of proton-transporting ATP synthase activity, rotational mechanism; regulation of mitochondrial ATP synthesis coupled proton transport; peptidyl-lysine trimethylation.
UUCCGGCGUCGCAACGGCCUCCGCCCCGCCACUUCCGGCUCGGUCUCGGGCCGGUGCGAUGGUCUCAGACCUGCGAAGGACACCUGUGAGCAGCGUGUUUCGCAGCCAUGGAGCAGGACGACCCGGCCGAGGCGCUGACGGAGCUGCGCGAGCGCAAGCCCAGCCGCUUGGAGCUGCUGCAGGUGGCGGCGGGCUCGGGCCUGGCCGCCUACGCCGUGUGGGCGCUGCUCCUGCAGCCGGGCUUCCGCCGGGUGCCUCUGCGGCUGCAGGUGCCCUAUGUUGGUGCGAGUGUGCGGCAGGUGGAGCACGUGUUGUCGCUGCUGCGAGGCCGUUCUGGAAAGCUGGUGGACCUGGGCUCUGGCGAUGGCAGGAUUGUGCUGGCUGCCCACAGAUGCGGUCUCCGCCCCGCUGUGGGCUAUGAGCUGAACCCGUGGCUGGUGGGGCUGGCAAGGCUGCAUGCCUGGAGGGCAGGCUGUGCCGGCAGUGUCUGCUACCACCGUGAGGAUCUCUGGAAGGUGAGCCUGAGGGACUGCCACAACGUGUGUGUGUUCCUGGCCCCCAGCGUGCUCCCACUGCUGGAGGGAAAGCUACAGGCAGAACUACCUGAGGGGGCCCGCGUGGUGUCGGGACGCUUCCCCCUCCCCACCUGGCACCCUGUGGCUGUGGUGGGUGAGGGCCUGGACCGUGUCUGGGCCUAUGACGUCCACGGUGGUGGGCCAGGUGGGCAGGCUGCCCCAGCACCCAGUUCUGCCUUGGUCCCUAGGACCCCUGACCCUCAGGCUGCUGACCAUUGCAUUGUGGAUCCAAUAAAGACUCAGUAGGCUCCA